Molecule: messenger RNA, 959 nt
Organism: Serpula lacrymans var. lacrymans S7.9
Lineage: Eukaryota; Fungi; Basidiomycota; Agaricomycetes; Boletales; Serpulaceae
Exons: 1
Coding region: 460-720 (86 amino acids)
Source: RefSeq, a predicted model, not a curated record
UACAAUAUUAGAGGCAGCCCCUGAAUGAGCUGGAAAUGAAGGAGAGUCAGGAGUGAGUACAUCAGCAGAGUAGGCUCGGUUAAUCGAUGAAGGUAAAGGGAGAGCUCCAUUAGCUGGGAAACGUCGAGGAUUUGGAUGAGAUGAGGAUGUAGUAUCAAGGGAAUACGUGGGCUGGUGCAAAAUUUGUGGAGGUGUUGUUGUAUUGGAUGCGCUCACGUGGGUCGGAGAUAUUCUGUUAUGCGAUUUGUUUGAAGCAGGUUGGGGAUUGGAUGGCCCAGCGUUAUGUGACGGAUCAGAUGCGGGGAAAUGAAAGUCAGUAGCCACAAUGGGCUUCUGGUCGUUGCGAUCCGACACGGAAACAUCCUGUACCUCUUCAUCCCCGCUAUCUGCAAUCUUGGAAGAUAGCUUGGACUUCGCAAAUGUACGCGGAGUCGCCUUUGGCGGACCGGUGCUCCCUAUAUGCGGAGAGGGGAACUGAAACUCUGCUGCAGAGGUGAUAUGAUGAGGCUCGCUCUGUCCCACAAAAGGAGUGCGUCUGUCAUCUUCAUCUUCAGCGUCGGUAUUAGCAUUACUGGUGGACAUUUUAGACUUGGCACGGACACUUGUCGUCCUAGGUGGGAAGGCGAAGUUAUUGUAGUUAGCCCUUUGUGUAUCGUUAGUAUCUUCUGGAGUGUGCGCCUUCCUAGUUGCGCUGCGGUCCCUCGCGGGCGAUGGAGAUGAUGGUGGGGGUAUAGGAGAUGGACUAGGACUCGGAGCAUUCAUAAGCGACGGAGAAGACAUGUUUGGAAGCCGAAAUAAUUCAGGCGGUGAUAUGGCUUCGUCCUCAUUGAACAAACCACGGAGAGAGCUGGGCAACCUUGUAGCAGCAGGGGGACGAACAGUUGUACUGGAGUAAGGGGGUUCAUCUUCUGGAACUAUUAUGUCUUGACUUGAUGAAUCGUCCUCCAUGCUAAAAGUCA